AUGGGCUGGAAAGAUGUGGUGCGUGUUUUCAAGCGGCUGAAUAACCAAAACAAGUUCAAUGUUUCGAGCAUUGAAUGUGGUUUCUUACAACUCGAAGACCAAGCUAAUAGUCAGAAGUACGAACCCUUGUUUGAAGAGGAUUUGAAUGAUGCAUCAAAUUCUAUUUUCAAAAUUUCAAAAAGCAUUGUUGCAGGCAAAUGCGAGGCGCAUUGUGUGGAAUUAUGGGGUGAAGAAUUUUGUACAGAAUUUCAAAACUUAUCAGUUUUACAAGCAUUCUUCCCUCACAGUAUCAUUUUAGCUUUGACUGCAACUGCUUCACCCCCAAAAUUACGUAAUUUAAAAAAAGCUUUGAAAAUAGAAAAUUGCAAAGUGGUUACUGCAAACCCAAAUCGUAAAAGCAUUUUUUUAAAAAAAGAAAUAAGAAUGAGUAAUUGCAAAGGUUUAGCAGGAUAUGAGGAUAUAUUACUACCUAUCGCAACAGAGUUGAAGCACAAAUAA
Hydractinia symbiolongicarpus is the source of this 498-nucleotide messenger RNA. Its product is annotated as ATP-dependent DNA helicase Q1-like. Gene Ontology annotation, biological process: double-strand break repair via homologous recombination. The transcript has 4 exons. NCBI's taxonomy places the organism in Eukaryota, Metazoa, Cnidaria, Hydrozoa, Anthoathecata, Hydractiniidae. Bases 1 to 498 code for a protein of 165 amino acids. Gene Ontology annotation, molecular function: four-way junction helicase activity; 3'-5' DNA helicase activity. The record is from RefSeq and is a predicted model, not a curated record. Gene Ontology annotation, cellular component: cytoplasm; chromosome.